UCUCGCUCACUUUUGACAUUCUCCUUGCAGCAGUCGCUUCUCUUCGAGGCAGGACUCAGAGGACACCUCCCCGCACCGACCGCAGGAGAAGCGAGGGAAGGUUUGCCUCUAUUCUCUUGAACUAUGUUUUGACGGUGGGACGACUUUAAAAAGUUUACGGACUGAAUCAGAUAACCGGGGAACUUGUGGGAAUACUCUAAAGAACAGUCGAGCCCAGACUCUCGCACUCAAGGAAUGUGAAAACCCCAUUUUGGCGCAUGUUCCUCUCCAUUGUGCGCAGCCUUCUCCUGCUUUCUACGCGGUUGGAAAGCGGAGGAGGAGAAGGAGGAGGGACGGCUUCUCUGGACUCGAUCUCUCGCCUAUGGACGACGGCGGUCCCCUCUCUCCAAAGGCAAAUGCUUUCAGUAUUGCCUCUCUGAUUUCGGCUGCAGAGCAAGCAGGAAACGCGGCGUUUGAGAAACAGAGCACCGGCCUGGACAAGCCAGACCUGCAUAACCACAGCUCCUAUAAAAUGCACUACAGCACUGUCACCCGGGAAAUGGAAGCCUUCACGACGAGCAGCCUGAGCAGCCUCAACACGCCGGGGGGCUACCACCUCUCUCCGUCCCCCGGGGACCCCUACAGCCAGCAUGAGGCCCACUUCGAGCCCUGCCCGGCCGCCCAGCACAACUACAACUACCCGGGCUCCAACCCGGGCCAGAACCCGCAGAGCGACGGGGGGACUCCCAACUGCUCCUCGUCCUCCAACAACUCCACUCCCAACGGAAAAACCCUCGUGAAGAAGAACCCCAAAGUGGCCACCAUUAACGUGCAGCUGGAGAUGAAAGCUUUAUGGGACGAGUUUAAUAUGCUGGGCACGGAGAUGAUCGUUACCAAGGCCGGCAGGAGAAUGUUUCCAACUUUCCAAGUGAAAAUAUUCGGGAUGGAUCCCAUGUCAGACUACAUGCUGCUGAUGGACUUCCUGCCCGUAGACGACAAACGUUACAGGUAUGCUUUCCACAGUUCCUCGUGGCUGGUCGCCGGUAAAGCGGACCCCGCCACGCCGGGCAGGGUGCACUACCACCCGGACUCUCCGGCCAAAGGCGCGCAGUGGAUGAAGCAGAUUGUCUCUUUUGAUAAACUCAAGCUCACCAACAACCUGCUGGAUGACAACGGCCAUAUCAUCCUGAACUCCAUGCACCGAUACCAGCCCCGGUUCCACGUGGUUUAUGUGGACCCCCGCAAGGACAGCGAGAAAUAUGCCGAGGAGAAUUACAAGACCUUUGUUUUUGAGGAGACCCGCUUCACAGCAGUCACAGCCUACCAGAACCACCGGAUCACGCAGCUGAAGAUAGCCAGCAAUCCCUUCGCAAAGGGCUUCAGGGACUGUGACCCAGAGGACUGGCCCAGGAAUCACAGACCAGGCUGUCUGCCAAUAAUGAGUGCCUUUGCCAGAACAAGAAACCCAAUGUCGUCCCCGCCUCCGCAGAACGGCUCCGAGAAAGAGGACAGCAGGAGGGAGUACGAGCGGGACCCCAGCGGCACGCCCAUACACGGAGACCCGGCCCACCAGCUGAUGUCCCGGGUCCUCAGCCCCGCCCUGCCCGUCCCGGGGGGCCUCCACGGCGUCUCACUCUCCAGCGGCAGACCCAGCCCCCCCCACGACCUUCGCCAAGACCCCCACGGUCUCCCGCCCGACACCCUGCACCACCACCCCUACAAGUACCCCACCACCUACGAACACUACCUGGGAGCCAAGACCCGGCCCUCGCCCUACCCUUUACCCGGCAUCAGAGGACACACGUACCACCACCACAUGAACCCAGCCACGGCUAACAUGUACUCAGCCACCAGCGGCCCCUCUAACUAUGACUACGGGCCCCGGUAA
Molecule: messenger RNA, 1867 nt
Organism: Trematomus bernacchii (emerald rockcod)
Lineage: Eukaryota; Metazoa; Chordata; Actinopteri; Perciformes; Nototheniidae
Gene: tbx1
Product: T-box transcription factor 1
Exons: 8
Coding region: 362-1867 (501 amino acids)
Biological process (GO): regulation of transcription by RNA polymerase II; cell fate specification; positive regulation of DNA-templated transcription
Cellular component (GO): nucleus
Molecular function (GO): RNA polymerase II cis-regulatory region sequence-specific DNA binding; DNA-binding transcription factor activity, RNA polymerase II-specific
Source: RefSeq, a predicted model, not a curated record